This is a messenger RNA of Poecilia latipinna (sailfin molly), 4917 nucleotides long. RefSeq names its product presqualene diphosphate phosphatase. The transcript is spliced from 3 exons. Lineage: Eukaryota; Metazoa; Chordata; Actinopteri; Cyprinodontiformes; Poeciliidae. The record is from RefSeq and is a predicted model, not a curated record. Bases 888 to 1739 code for a protein of 283 amino acids. Gene Ontology annotation, molecular function: sphingosine-1-phosphate phosphatase activity.
AAUUAUGCAUAGUUUAUUUAGAUUAUAUAGAGGUGGCAUUAAUGUCUGGUUCUGCUGGGUUCCAGCUCAUGAAGGGGUUAAAGGAAAUGAAAAAGCUGAUAAAUUAGCAAAAAGGGCGUUAGAAAUGACAAUGACGAUGAUAAUUCCAUUCGGGAAAGGAGAAGGGAAAUCAUGUAUUAAAAAGAAAGAAAUAGAAGAAUGGCAAAAAAGGUGGAAUGAGGAUAAGAAAGGGAGAAAAUUAUACAAAGUGCAAAAAUCAGUAAUAAUUAGAAAUAUUGAUGAGAGAAACAGAAGGGAAGAAAUAAUUAUGACCAGAUUAAGAGUAGGACACACCUAUCUAAAUGACACUUUAUAUUUAGUAGGGAAGAAAAGUAAUGAUAAAUGUGAAGGAUGUGGAGAGAAAGAAAAUGUAGAACAUGUAUUAAUGAACUGUAGAACAUAUGAAUCUGAAAGAGAGAAUCUGAAAAGAAUUGUGGAAGGACAGGAAAAGAAUGGAGUCUUAAAGGAAUAUUAGGAAAUGAAGGAAACAUAAUGGAUAUUUAUAGAGUAAGGAAAGCAUUAUUUACUUUUCUUAAAAACACAAGAUUAAUAAAUAGAAUUUAAUAAAUGUAGAGAAAAUGUUGCUACACACUCGUGUACAGUAGGUGGCGGUAUGCACCUAAAAGUUACUUGCAAUCCGCCAUUAAUGAAAAGAAGAAGAAGAAGUGCGCUCUGCGUAAAGAGCAACAAAUAUGGCGGUUCGCUUCAAGGUACCCGGACGUGACAGGAAUCAUCAACAGAUGAGCUAAAGGAGCGAACACCUUCACAAAGCGGCUGACAUUUUUCAUUUAUCGUUUUCGUAUCCUUUUUUUCUUGAGUGGACGGCUUACUAAAGCAUAAAACAGGAAAUGCCUUCUCCAAAGGCUAAAAACGCCGGUCGCAGAGAUGGCAGCCCGGUGCUCGGCAGUAACUUCGACUUCGUGUCUCUGACCAAGCCGCUGAACCGCUCCUCCCCGCCGCACCUGCUCCAGCGACAGGGCUCCGACCCGACCACCGCUCGCCUCCGGGCCUCGGAGAGCCCCUCGCGCCGCCGAGGCUCCGGCUCCUCCACGGGCUCGGCGAGCGGUCAGGGGCCACCCGAGGAGGACGGCAUACGGCUCAACCCGUCCCUCAUCGGCAUCUCGCUCAGCUCCCUGCUCGCCAUCGACCUUUGGCUCUCCAAGCGCCUCAGCGUGUGCGCCUUCGAGGACGCGUCGUGGGGCAGCGCGCGCCCCUUGAUGAAGCUGAUCGAGGUAUCCGGACACGGCAUCCCGUGGCUGGCAGGCGCUGCUUACUCCAUGUACAAGAGCGACAGUGCUGCAGGACAGGAAGUCAUGCUCAACCUGCUCAUGGGCCUUCUGCUGGACAUCAUCCUGGUCGGCGCGGUCAAAGCGGUGGUACGUCGGCGUCGGCCGGCUCACAACCAAAUGGACAUGUUUGCCACUUUCUCCGUGGACCGCUACUCCUUCCCCUCCGGCCACGCCACCCGAGCCGCCAUGUGUGGCCGCUUCCUGCUGGCCCACCUGGUGCUGGCUGCGCCGCUCAGGGUCCUGGUCUUGCUGUGGGUGGGCUUGGUGGGGCUCAGCCGGGUGCUGCUGGGCAGACACCAUGUUACCGAUGUGCUGUUUGGGUUUUGGAUGGGGUACUGCCAGUACAAACUGGUGGAGAUACUGUGGCUCUCUCCACAAACUCUACAGGGGCUGCUAGGGCUUUUAGCUUAAAUUUAGAGACUGAGAUGAAGAGGGGGGGGGGGGUGAAAUGGUUUUGUUUUAAGGGCCUCUGCACAUUUUUUACUUUAAUUUCUCUGCUGUAAAAUUGUUUUCAUUGGGGUAGACUCAGGAGAAGAGUUCCCCAAAGUCCUGCUUUCUGCUACUUUACAGACAUUCACUGGGGUUCUUACGUUUUAUUUGCGUUUGUAGAUAGGAAGUAUCUACUAAACAUCAACAGCAUUAUGAAACAAAACUAAACCUGCGCAGGUCUGUCUUAUGUCGCUAACAUGUUUAUAAUCAGGCAAGACAUGGGUUGAGUCUUCUGGGGGUCCUGAAGCUGGCCUGUGUUUGGAUGAGCAGUUCAGAUCAUCAAGACGGGUCCAAAUAUCUCUGCAGAUCAUCAUUAGCGUUAAUCACAAUGUUGUUAGCGAUUAGUUCAAGGGUUUCAAGACCAAAUUGGAAGAGACUCUGCUUAGCACUUUAGCUAACUCAACUUUCAACCUACCUGCUCAUCAGGAUACACACGGUGACUAAAUACAUUUCUAGGACCAAGUUGUGCUUAUGUUGUUUUUUUUGUUGUUUUUUUUAUUUUUUUUAAAUCACAUGAUCAGAAUAGCAUUUGUUAUUUUCCAUUAGUUAAUGCAGAGGCAAGCGAACAUAAGAAGUAGUUUUGAGUUCUGAUCAAUAAGAUGCGGUAAAAAAAAAACAAAAAAAAACUAAUGCAUGUUUAGAUGUUUUUCUACUACUGUGGAUGGGUCACUGUUGUUAAAGUAAGAUUUGUAAAGUUGUUUCAAACAUGUGGGUUGGGUGAACCAUGUGAUGCAUUACCAGGAGUUCAUCAAUAAUAAUAUCAGCCAUAUGGUGUCCUCCUCCUUCUCCUUAUUCUCAUUAUUCAUUAACGCCUAAGAUUUUAUACUCAGCCCAUCACACUCAGAGUAAACCCAAUUAGCUUCUUAUAAUCAGUAUUGUCAUCAUGUUUACACUUUUUCUGACUUAUAAUCUGGUCUGUUGCAUUGCAUCGAUCUGGUUUCCCUGCUCUGCCAGAUCAGAUCCGACCACUGAGGGGAUAUUUUAAGGAUUUGGGGGUCGAAUGUUGGGUGUUUACACUCGAUCCUUUUGGCCAUGUCUGCUGGUAUCUGUGGAUUUUGCUUCACCCAGCAGCAGCAAUCAUAAAGUUCUGGUUCACUAAGCCAUAUUAAUAUCAGCGGGAACAUGUAUAAGUUUUUAAAUCUUCUACUUGAUAUGCAUCUAGCACUUAUCAUCAGUCAUCCGUCACAGCGUGCGCCUGCUUUGGGUGUCAGGUUUUUUUUAAUUUCACUUGAUUAUUUCCUUUUUACGUACUGUUGUUAAUAAUUUAUGAUUAAUGAGGGACAAAUUCUCACCUGAAUUUCCAACAUUUAAAGAAAAUCUCUGAAGAAUAUGCAUUUAGAUUAAAGCUAAACUGUUGUUUUUAAGGACUCCUACAUGAAACGUUUGCAAAAAUAAUCAGAGAAAAUAAGAGAAUUAUGAACUGUAAAGUCAAAAUUUCUGAGAGACUGUCUAAGCAUAUUGUUUGUUUAGAUAAUCAGCUAACAAUGCUAGCUUUCCACUCUGCAUGGAGAACAGUUUCAGGCUUUCCACAUAGCAAAGGACACGAUUGAUCGUCAUGGAUACCUCCUCUAUAGCUACGUAUUCACUGAUCAAUAAUUACAGUACAUCCUUAGCUGUAGAGAAAAUAAAGACAAAAAUCAUAGAUGUGCUGUUUUAUUAUUAUUAUUGCUAUAUGGAAGUUUACAUGUGUGAUGCAUGGAGUAAGUCUCAUUUUCUUCUGAAUGUCAAUCAUUUAAAUCAACAGAACAAAUAUAUGCUUUAGGGGGGGAAAAAACAACAGAAGUCAGACAAAGGCUGAGGUUUUAGAGAAGAUGCGCUACUUUCCUUUCUUCAUGCGAAAACUAGCAGAAAAUGAACUAAUUCCUCCACUGCAGGUGUGUCAAGCCUGUGCUCCCAGUUCACACUGCGAAAAAAAUCUUUGGAAAGUGUCGAAAACUUAGUUUUGUGCUCUAAUGAUCCUGUAUACGGCCCGAAAGUUCAUAGAGGUCGGCAGGUGGUGUACAGCUUUGUAACUUUCUUUACCACGUAGAGUAAUAAAAACAUAAAGACGUUUGUGCAGCAUGCCAAAAAGAAUUAGCCUAGCCAAGCACAUUUUCCAGUACAACAUAUCUUUGCUGGAGCUGAUGUUUGCUAUAUAAUGUCAAACACAUUUUCCUGACUGUGACAAAAACCAAACUAAAUCUUAUUUCUCUUCUGCAAAAUAGCAAAAGUUGCCUUUCUUGUGAAUAUGCUGCUGAUCUUUGUUUUGAAAUCCCUCAUCAUUUCUUUCUAAGAUCUCUAAAGGCAAUAACCUGCAAAUGGGCCAGACUGACAUCCAGGUGUCUAAACACGAUGAGUCUUCCUUUAGACUUAAGCUAUUAUUUCACAGUGUGUGUUUGAGUGUGCAUGCUUAGGAGUUCAUUUUGUAUCGUCAUCUUGCACUUAAUAUUUGCAUUAAUAAAAAGGGCAUUUCUGCAAAUCGUCGAUGCAUCGUAGCGAUGCAGUCGGUGGAGAUGACGCAACAGUUAUGUGUGUUUAAUAGCAACACGGGGUCACGGAGGCUGAUUGAGGCGUGUGAAGUUCUGGUUAGCUGUAGUGACUUUCUGCUGGUUGGUUUGAGCCAGAUCCACACGCUCCGUUCCACAAACUUUUCCAUCGGCGACUGUUUGGUUGACCCGUGUCAGACUUUGCCCUCUUUCUGCAAUAACGGACCAACGGUCUUCCCGGUACAUGGCGACUUUCCAGAUUUCAGCGUCCUUUCAGCACACAGCAUAUUGUGUGCUGUAGCGAAUCACAAUAUGCUGAAUAGCACAUUUAUGACCAAAUUUGUUUUAUGAUUGUCCUACUGUGAAGAAUAUGAAUAGACCUUAAUCUAAGAAAAGCAAAGUAAAAUAAGUUGCUACAUUAUUAAUAUUUGAGUGGUGGAUAGAUUUUGCACUCAUCAGCUGUUUUUGGUUUUGCUUACUGAAAACCGAUAUACUGUAUUGAAGCUUUAUCUUGAAGUGUUCAGAUAUGUGUUGGUGUGAUUGCACUGUCGUGUCAGUACAUUUGCUUCUGCUGUUGAAUAUUCUCUACACUUUGAAUGUAAAGAUUUUUAAUUAAACGGGGAACGCAACUGAAA